CUCGUGUCCGGGAGGCAUUAGACACUUGUCGCCUCCACCAGCAAGUGAAGAAACCCACAAGAAACACUACACCCUCUCUAGUCGCUGCCUAAUUUUCAUUUUUGUUUUAUUAAAAAAAAUAAAGUUUAGAUAGAAGUAGUGAGAUUCCAUUCUGAUCUUCUUCAAUCGGAUAAAAGUUACGAAACUCGUUGAUUGAGUCAGCCGUUGCCACUACUUAGAAGAUUUUCAAAAAUGGACUCUCAUUGGGACUUCAAGAACUUUGGAAAUACCUCACCAGGACAAGGAAGCGUUAGAAAGUCACUAGAGAAUCCCCCCUUGGUUCGCCAGUCUUCAGUAUACUCAUUAACCUUCGAUGAAUUCCAAAAUACCUGGGGUGGUGGACUUCAGAAAGAUUUUGGAUCAAUGAACAUGGACGAGCUGUUGAAAAACAUAUGGACUGCUGAAGAGACCCAAGCAAUGACAAAUACAGUUGGUGUGGGUGGAGAAGGAAGCACCCCAGAUGGGAAUUUACAGAGACAAGGGUCUUUAACUUUGCCUAGGACACUAAGUCAAAAGACUGUUGAUGAGGUUUGGAGAGACUUGAUAAAAGAAACCAGUGGUGGUGCAGGAUCCAAUUUACCACAAAGGCAACAGACUUUAAGAGAGAUGACUCUGGAGGAGUUCUUGGUGAGGGCUGGGGUAGUGAGAGAGGAUACUCAACAAAUUGGAAGGCCUAAUAAUAGUGGAUUCUUUGGUGAACUAUCGCAAUUAAACAACAACAACAACAACAACACUACUGGUUUGGCUCUUGGCUUUCAGCAGCCAAAUGGAAACAAUGGGCUUAUGGGUACUGGGAUAAUGGAGGACAAUUUAGUUUCUAACCAGCCUUCUAGUUUAGCUCUGAAUGUGGGUGGAAUCAGACCCUCUCAGCAACUACCGCAGCCACAGCAGCAGCAGCCUCUCUUUCCCAAGCCAGCAGCAACUGUGGUGUUUGCAUCACCUUUACACGUGGCAAACAAUGCUCAGCUUGCUAGCCCUGGAGUGAGAGGAUCAGUUGUUGGGAUUGCAAAUCGAUCUGUGAACAAUGGUCUAGCUCACAGUAGAGGAAUGGGAAUGGUUAGUUUAGCAGCUAGAGGUGUUACAGUCGCAACAGGAUCUCCUGCAAACAGGAUAUCACCGGAUGUGAUUGCAAAGAGUAAUGCUGACACAUCUUCACUAUCGCCAGUUCCUUUUGUAUUUAGUCGGGGAAGGAAACCCAGCGCAGCUCUGGAGAAGGUUGUUGAGAGAAGGCAGAGGAGAAUGAUUAAAAACAGAGAGUCAGCUGCAAGAUCACGGGCUCGCAAGCAGGCCUAUACAUUAGAGCUGGAAGAUGAAGUUGCAAAACUUAAAGAGCUGAACAAAGAAUUACAGAGAAAACAGGCUGAAAUAUUUGAAAUGCAGAAAAAUCAGUUCUUAGAGACAAUGAAAGCGCAGUGGGGAGGUAAAAGACAAUGCUUACGAAGGACACUGACUGGACCUUGGUAGAGUUGAUAAAUUGAUUGUGGAUAGUAGAAGCAGUGCU
Molecule: messenger RNA, 1540 nt
Organism: Populus nigra (black poplar)
Lineage: Eukaryota; Viridiplantae; Streptophyta; Magnoliopsida; Malpighiales; Salicaceae
Product: ABSCISIC ACID-INSENSITIVE 5-like protein 7
Exons: 5
Coding region: 232-1503 (423 amino acids)
Biological process (GO): positive regulation of DNA-templated transcription
Cellular component (GO): nucleus
Molecular function (GO): DNA-binding transcription factor activity
Source: RefSeq, a predicted model, not a curated record